Mixia osmundae IAM 14324 is the source of this 3663-nucleotide messenger RNA. RefSeq lists its product as uncharacterized. The transcript has 4 exons. The record is from RefSeq and is a predicted model, not a curated record. Lineage: Eukaryota; Fungi; Basidiomycota; Mixiomycetes; Mixiales; Mixiaceae. Gene Ontology annotation, molecular function: inositol hexakisphosphate kinase activity. Gene Ontology annotation, cellular component: nucleus; cytoplasm. Gene Ontology annotation, biological process: inositol phosphate biosynthetic process; phosphatidylinositol phosphate biosynthetic process. Bases 1 to 3663 code for a protein of 1220 amino acids.
AUGGCACUAGACCCUGCUAUGCUCGACCACGGGCACAUCGAUCGGACCUCAGAUGUCAGCUCGCCGGACCCGACAGCUGCCAGGACAGCUACGACGACCGACAUCCACGAUAGCUUGGCGAGGCUGGAUCUGAGCAGACAACAAGUGUCCGAUGAGCCUGCGGAAGAAGGAGACGAGACUGUCCAGUCUCUCAUGCCUGUCGGGAGCCUCGCUGGUGGCCGCAAGGCUAGCGUCAGUCUCCAGUUGUUCAAAGAGACUUCGCGACACCAGUCCAACAAGCUGAGCGAUGUUGUCGCUGCUCUCCAAGAAGAAACCGAGUACGACCACACAGAGACGAUCACGCACACGCCUGUCCGAUCUGUCUCUGUCUCGGGAGACGCACAGGCUCCGGGCUCGAGCAGGCGCGAUACAAGUCGGAAACCGGCGGGCAUACUGUCCGGCACUCCUCAAGCAGGCGUACUCUCGCCAGCUCGUCACAAAGUGGACCUCAUCUACUCUCCACACCCGUCGCUCGAUCCCAAGGAUUCGGCUGCAUUGUCUGCUUCAUUCGUCGACUUUGUCGAGGCUUCGAAAUCAAGCAGGUCCGCCUUCCAAGCGAGCCCCGGACGCGACGAGACCAAAUCCUCCUCUGCGGAAGAGAUGCGGCCCCGGCUGACCUCGCCCAGAGCGACUCAGGCCAACACGCGCUAUACGUUCUCGCCUGUACUGCAUCCUGGCACGAGCACGAGCUCUGCUCUGCAGAAAUCAAGACCGCCUUCGCCAGGCGCCUCACCCUCGCCUCAUCUCCAAUUUGCGAGGCAAUCUGCGCGAGACAAUCAAACGCCAGCCGAGCUCUCUCUACCGUCUGCCGCGCCGCGUCCGGUCAGACAGGCGUCUGGGUCAGAUGUACCUCGGACCUCCCCCGCACUUUCGCGCCCGCCUGGUUCGAUGCUGCCCGCUGCGCCCAAAGAUCUCAUGCAGACGGAUCCCAGAGCUGCUCCGACGAGGAGGAGAUCGCUCAAGGGACGACAUGAUCAAGAAUCGCCCCCGCAGGUAACGUAUCCAGAUGCUUUGCUGAGAGCAGAGCGGAGGAAAAGCUCGGGCACCAUUCCUUCGUUGACCUCGGCCGAUCACUCGGCUGGCUCGCACACUGACACGUCGCCCGUCUAUGCAGCCCAACGCAAUCCGCUCGCUCGAUCGGAUCAUUCGGCAGACGAAGGAUCCGUGGAAUAUCUGACAGAAAGUGAAGAUCUGACCGAAGAGGCUUCAGAAUAUGACGACGACUAUGACGAUGGCAUCUUCUCCGAGGCAGAGCACGACCAAGACGAAGAUGACGAGCAUCUCGAGCAACCGCCGAGCGACUACAAUCUCGCCUCGGGCUAUCGCAAGGGUCGCAAACGGUUCUCACUUGCAGCACCAGAAGUCGAAGAGGAUGUACCAGCCCAACGAGAGCCUCACUCUGCAGUUGCUCUACAGCCCUUUGACAACCAAGUUGGCGGACAUUCGCACAUCUUUAGAUUCUCUCAUCGUGCGAUCUGCAAGCCGCUCGUGAGCCGCGAGAACGAAUUCUACGAGGCCAUCGAGCGCGAGUCUCCCGAUCUCCUGGCUUUCGUACCUCAAUAUCUGGGCGUCCUCAAUGUGACCUAUCGGCGAGCGCAUCACGACGAAAAUUCAGCCUUGCGUCCAUCGAAUGGCACAGCAGAGGAUGAGCGGAAAGGUCGACGCAUCUUCAGAGAGCGUGAUUCUGGCAGCGCGGGAGACGAAGUUCCCGAAGUCGCUCUCGAACGCAAUCGCCAUAUCUUGCCCGACAGCUCGGUUUGGGAUAUGAUCAGUGGCUCCAGCGAUACCGAUCGACGCGGGCGUCAUUCGCGCAGGCGAUCUGCAAGCAGCUUUCCUUCGAAGCGGUCGUCCGGUGAGGAAGCAAGUCAAUCGAUACGCGCAAGUACGGAGCCACUCGAAGACACCUUGCUGUCUUCUCCUGAUCUGGCUGCUGCAAAGGCUAGCUCUUUGCUGCCUGUGCCGAAAAUGUCUGCCUUGCAAGAAACUCUUCCCGUGCCGAACUCGAGUCCGCAGACUCGCUCGCAAGUCAACCAACCAAAUUCGCAAGAUACCCUCGAUGCGUUCUACAAGCGAGGAGGCAUCCAGCGGGCCAAGUCUGCGCUCAAUACCUCAGCCGACAGCUCUCGGAGUCAGAGCACUUACGGCACCGGCUCGACUCGUGUGAAUCGUCGACUGUGCGAGCAGGUGCUACGUGAAGUCUUCAACAGUCCGAAGCUGCGCAAUCGGGCCAGCCGGAUCUGCUCGAAGAAGUGGGCAGACGAAGAACCGAAGGAGUCUAUAGCCGAGCGGCAGUCUGAACCGCCAUCCGGCUUCCGCAAGGUGCGCAGCGAAACUUCGGUGUCGGCCCUGGCCGAUGUGCCUCCCAGCAAGAGCGCUGCGGGAUCGCCUCUGGUCGAUCUGGGCGUAUUCGAGAUGGACGAGGAUGCUUCAAAGGAUGCGACUCAACAGCAGAACAUGCAGAAGCAGCGAACAGGCAGCGACUGGCGUCCGACAGGACGGAAAGCGCUUGUGCUAAAGCCGCCCAGCCCGACAGGCGGAAGCGCUAGAAGCUCAUCGCCCGAACGACAAGAACAGUUCCUGCUCAUGGAGGAUCUAACGGGCCCGCUUCGGUCACCUUGUGUGCUCGAUCUCAAGAUGGGUACUCGGCAGUACGGUGUCGACGCUACGCCCGAGAAGAAAGUCAGCCAGACUCGAAAAUGCGAUAAGACGACGAGCCGAUCUCUCGGCGUUCGUAUAUGCGGCAUGCAGGUAUACAAAUCUGCAGAGGGCAAAUACACGUUUCAAGACAAGUAUUACGGCAGAAAGAUAAAGACAGCCGACUUUCCCGUCGCGCUGGCAUCCUUCUUACACGAUGGCGACCAUCUGCUUGUGCACCAUAUACCUGUCAUCUUGCGCAAGCUGUACCGCAUGGCGAGCAUCGUCCGCAAACUGACCCGAUAUCGCUUCUAUGCGGCAAGUUUGCUCUUUAUCUAUGAUGGCGAUCAGGCAGUGCAAGAGUCGUAUGCAGACAGUCUCAAGACUGAAGAUUCUCCCCAUCUGAUUGCUCGACCUGUGCUAGGCAACGAGCCUAGCAGUAUAUCUAUCCCUCACAGCAUGACGAGCGAUUCGACUAGCUUUGAGCCUCAGACGCCUGUUUCCCUCGAGACGCCAACCUCGCCGAGCCCGUUCACUCCCUCCUCGAACAAGCGCAAUCCUGAUGGCUCUUUCGCACAAAGAGCGAUCAGAAAGCGCAGACCAGGUCAUAUCAAUAUCAAGCUCAUCGAUUUUGCUCAUUGCACCACGGGCAACGACUUUGCGCCACUAGACGAGCCCCGUGUGCCCGGUGACACCCGCCCGCCUGCUCGUUUCCCGCCCCUGCAUGCCGACGAGCCAGAUACUGGCUUCUUACUCGGACUGAAGUCACUCUGUGACGCGCUCAUCCGCGCUUGGAACGAGGAACGUGACAAGCGAAGAUCGGACGCUGACGCCGCCCAGCUGGGCCCACUCCGGGUGAAAGGCUACUCGGUCUUUGACGAGAUCUUUGACCCGCUCACGGCUAAACCUGGCGCUCGAGGAGUAUUCGAGCGUGGACGUGCAGCGAGUGAAGCGGCACAUGCAGAAGCGCAGACGCUCGCGCCAGCAUAG